This is a messenger RNA of Tribolium castaneum (red flour beetle), 1307 nucleotides long. Its product is annotated as tachykinin-like peptides receptor 86C. Gene Ontology annotation, cellular component: plasma membrane. Gene Ontology annotation, molecular function: tachykinin receptor activity. Gene Ontology annotation, biological process: G protein-coupled receptor signaling pathway. The record is from RefSeq and is marked provisional. The transcript is spliced from 10 exons. Lineage: Eukaryota; Metazoa; Arthropoda; Insecta; Coleoptera; Tenebrionidae. Bases 11 to 1300 code for a protein of 429 amino acids.
AAAGUUAGAAAUGAGUACAACUGAAAGUUGGAAAGAGGAAGAAGGUAACGGAAGCUUCCAAGGAUUUGAUUACGGGCUUCUCGUACCUAUUUCCAGCCAAACCCCUGUUGUUGUCGACUCUGGGGAAAAUUUCAUGCCCAUAUGGGUGAAAGUGCUAUGGACGGUGAUUUUCAUGGUCAUGAUUUUAAUCGCAACGGGAGGAAAUUGUAUAGUCAUUUGGAUUGUCACCGCUCAUCGCAGGAUGAGGACAGUGACUAAUUACUUCCUUGUUAAUUUAAGUUUAGCCGACUUGCUUCUAACGACGUUCAAUUGCAUUUUUAAUUUCUCCUACAUGAUUCAAAGAGAUUGGCCGUUUGGAAGUCUUUAUUGCAUUAUUAGCAACUUUAUUGCAAACGCUACGGUAGCAGCCAGCGUGUUUACCCUGACUGGAAUUUCCUGCGACAGAUACUUAGCAAUCGUCCAUCCUCUUCAGCCACGAAUGUCCAAACGGGCCUCACUUAUCACCAUUACGUUUAUUUGGCUGGCCAGCAUGACAGUGGCCUUCCCCUGUCUCCUGUACUCAACCACAAUCACAAAUAAGUAUAAAGGGGUGGAAAGAACAGGCUGCAUCCUCAUUUGGCCAGACGGUAAAGUCGUCGGCUCCCAUUUCGACUUUGCGUACCAGAUGUUUUUUCUAAUAAUAACUUACGUAAUCCCCGUCACAUUGAUGUCUUUUUCCUACACCAUUAUGGGGAAGGAGCUUUGGGGCUCGCGCUCCAUUGGGGAGAUGACACAAAGACAGAUCGACUCGAUUCGGUCGAAAAGAAAGGUGGUGAAAAUGUUCAUAUUCGUGGUUUUUAUCUUUGCGAUUUGCUGGCUCCCCUACCACGGCUAUUUUCUGUAUGUUUACUACGACACGGAUAUAAUAUUCAGUAAAUAUACUCAACACGUUUAUCUGGCAUUCUACUGGUUCGCAAUGUCGAACGCUAUGGUAAAUCCAUUGAUAUAUUAUUGGAUGAAUGCUAGAUUCCGUCAAUACUUUAAAACAGCGAUAUGUGGCUGGAAGGAGUGUAUUUUGCACAAAAAAUGUCAAGGAGACGACUCGUCCCUUCACACAGAGUGUCGACAAUCGCACUCGGGUUUUUAUAGGUCGAGGAAAUCAAAACGAGAGGACAAACUAGGAGCAGAUAGUCCCAACAACGUUGCUUCACCAACAACGAAAACCCACGAAUUUAAUGAAACUUUUAAAGCGAAAAAUAACCAAAGAUGGGUGCGAUCGUCGUUUCGGAACGAUAGUAAAAGGACGACUGUUAAUUUAUAGUUUUGAG